UAAUGGCGACGGCUGGUGAAUGUGUUUGUGUGGAGUGCGGAAAGCACUGCAAGUCUAAGAAGUUAUAUCGAAAAUUCCAAGGAGGUGCAAUCAGGCUUUUGUUUUGUGAAAGCUGCAAUCAAGUGAUGGACAAAUACUUGGAAUAUGAUCCUGUUCUGAUAUGCUUGGAUAUUCUCUUACACAAACCUCAAGCAUACAGACAUGUCUUAUUCAACAUUAAACCUAAGAUAGAAUGGCACUUGUGUGUACUGUACUUGCUCAGUGAUGCAUACAUGAAAUGGUCAGAUGUAAAUUAUUCUCAAUAUCCAAACAAGACAUUAGCUGGGACACUGCCAGACCACUCAGUACUAGAACUGGAAUUUUACUACAUAUUUCUUUCUCAAUCAUGUAUUGAAUAUUUGUCAUAUCUCUUUGGUCUUCUUCUUGGUAUAAAAGUUUUUCUUAGUUUGACUUCAAAUAAUAAAAAGGUGUCAUACAGAAAGGCUCUCGUAGCAGUUUUGCUAUCCAGCUUCGGCAAGCUCCUUGUGAUUCCUGUGGUGCUAUGGGCAGAUCCUUCUUCUAGUCAGCUCUGUCUGUGGUUGAUUAAACUUUUUGUGCUUACUUCAAAUGCAGAAGCAAUACAUGUUGUUCUUGAUAUAAAUUUUUGGAAAGCAUCAAUAUUGGUCUCAUUUGGAUUCCUGACAAGUCUUAUUUGUGAGAAUGGGAAGAAUGUGCUGCCAAUUGCUUAUUUUACCAACCAUUUCAAUAGUUCAUUAAGGGUCUUGACAUUUAAUUGACUUGGAUUGUGAUUACUUGCAGAAUAGUUAUGUAAAUUAAUAUAUUAUGUUCAUUCCUGAACAUUAUAGUUCUUUAAUUAUUGUUAUCUCGAAACGUCCCCUUUAUCCUAUGAAUCCCCUAUAUCCUAUGAAUGCCCUGUAUCCUAUGAAUCCCCUGUAUCCUAUGAAUCC
This is a messenger RNA of Actinia tenebrosa (Australian red waratah sea anemone), 947 nucleotides long. RefSeq names its product protein ARV1. Gene Ontology annotation, biological process: regulation of plasma membrane sterol distribution; sterol metabolic process; intracellular sterol transport. NCBI's taxonomy places the organism in Eukaryota, Metazoa, Cnidaria, Anthozoa, Actiniaria, Actiniidae. The record is from RefSeq and is a predicted model, not a curated record. Gene Ontology annotation, cellular component: Golgi apparatus; cortical endoplasmic reticulum.